UUCAAUUCAGACGAACAGAAGCGACACUAGGCGUGCUAGCGUCGCUUCCUUUCGUUUGUGGCCAUCGCAUACGGCAUUUGAAGUUGCCGUGCUGAAGAAGCGCUGCCAUGGCAAAGACCAAGAACCACACCAAUCACAAUCAGAAUCGUAAGGACCACAGGAACGGCAUCAAGAGGCCCAAGAAGGGAAACAAGCCUUCCAUGCGAGGGGUGGAUGCCAAGUUCGUGCGGAACAUGCGGUUUGCCAAGAGGCACAACAAGAAAGGCCUGAAGAAGAUGCGUGCCAAUGAGGCCCUGCAGAAGGAGGCCGCACUGGCUGCCAAGAAGGCCAGCACGUAAUAAAAGGCCGACUGUACAGUAA
This is a messenger RNA of Dermacentor silvarum, 360 nucleotides long. RefSeq names its product 60S ribosomal protein L29-like (gene RpL29). Gene Ontology annotation, biological process: cytoplasmic translation. The record is from RefSeq and is a predicted model, not a curated record. Gene Ontology annotation, molecular function: structural constituent of ribosome. Gene Ontology annotation, cellular component: ribosome; cytosolic large ribosomal subunit. The coding region runs from base 108 to 338 and encodes 76 amino acids. NCBI's taxonomy places the organism in Eukaryota, Metazoa, Arthropoda, Arachnida, Ixodida, Ixodidae. The transcript is spliced from 4 exons.